GAAGCACAUCCAUUUCCAGGCGACCCCGGUGCCGCCGGAGGUCCUGCUCGCCAGCUCGCUCCGACGAACUACUCGGUGCCGCGAUGAACCGCUGGGGAGCGGUCGACGACCGCAGUUGAUGGCACAGCAUCACCUCCACUUCCUCUGGCGCCUAACUUCUAUUUCUUCCGUCUCAAGUGCCCGCAAGACAGAGCAGCGUGGGGCGGACGAGGCGCUAGUGGGCUACUUAUGUGACGGACGCCGAAUCCUGCCAAGCUGCUGACAGAGUGGGGAGGGGGAACGAGCGAGAAUUGUACCAAUGCUGCGACGAGGGUGACCUCUGAGAUGGCAGCAGAGUAGAGUUGCACAGGAUUCGCCGAGUUUGGUGCGCGGAAUUGAAUGGCAUCGCCAUCUACUUUCCUUCCAUCACUCUACAACCGAUGUGGAAUUUUAUCUGGGGGAUGGAGGUGCCCAGGUGAUGGAGAAAGGAAUGGGACACCGCCAGCAGAGGUGGCGACGGGUGACCGCCGCAAGCUCAUCACGACUAGUGUGAAUGAGCCGCGAGGGAUUCUGUGGGUGUGGUUUGGAAUUUUGGUGGGAGGUGAGUGAAUCAAGUGGUAGUAGUACGAGAGGGUACGAUUGAUGAGCUUCCGAAGAUGAAGUGGAAAGGCGGGGGCCGGAGGUCGGCGCCGGCGAUGCGGACAUGGCUGGUGGUAGUGGUGGCGGUGUUCCUGCUGCAGCUAAGGACGUGUCGUAGUGCGGUGGGAGUCGAAUCUUCGAUUGAAGUCUUUGUGGUGGACACGUCUGUGGAGAAUUUGGCAGAUCUGGUGGGUUUAGUGUACUCUGUGACGGUGAAAUUCAACAGUAGCGUCGCAGAUGGAAUCGCUGGUCACCGCGGAGAUUUAGGUUCUUCUCUCGUCUGUUGUAAAUUCUCUGCCCAGGUUGGAGACGUGGGUGACGGUGUAGGUCGGAACCGGAGUCAGGAAGUGGAAUGUAGUGCUGCUGCUGCUACUUUGGGUCAUGGCCUCCAUGAUCCAUUGCCUUCUGGUCGCGGCGCUUGUCUUCUUGUCGACUCCUCUCUUGGUGAUCAUAAGACAGGAACUCGAAAUUGUGGUGAUUGCAAUGGAGAGUUGCAGCUGGACGCAACACUUGCGUUUUUGGCCUAUCUUGGAUGGGUAUCGGAAGCAUCUGCUAAUCUCACUCACAACGAAGACAUUCUGCUGCCCUCAUUACAUACUCAGGUUGAAUGCGCCAGUGAAUCUGUCGCUGGUACCAAUCUUUGCACGUUUAACGCGCGCUCGUCGUCAGGAACAACUUCGCUUGUGGCAUUGGCACGAAUGGACUUGGAACAUGGUUUUUAUAACAAGAUGCACUUGGAUAUGUCGCAAGAAUUUCAACCUGUGAUGGUUCUUUCGACAAAUUUAGCCUCGACCUCUAUUGGAUCUGGUUCGGACACUGUAAGAUCAGUCAUUGGCGGUUACACGGAUUCGUCUUGUGCAAGUGUGCCGAUUUUUAUCGUCAGAUUGUCGAAUUCGAGGGAGAAAUCUGCCAUUCAUCUUUCGCAAGUACUCUUGGGUUCUCUUGGGCGGAGGUCAUUGCGGGCUAAAAUUGGUGAAAUAGCACACGCGUGUGAGUAUGGACAAUGGCGCUGUGCUCACGGAUUAGACUUCUUUUUAGGAGCAGUUAUUACAUUGGCAGGGUUAUCCAUGCUGGCAAUUCUAUGCACUGGGUCGAAGGAGGAUGAAACCCCUGCCGAUUUUUUGGACACUGUUCCCAGUUUACCACCCAGGUUUUCCUACUCGAAACUGCAGAAGGCCACGAAGAAUUUCUCACGAAAACUGGGUGACGGUGCCUUCGGAUCCGUCUACGAGGGAACACUAGCCAACGGUGCGCGUGUGGCUGUGAAGAUGCUGGAGAAGACUUCUGUACAGGGGGAGAAGCAGUUCAGGGCUGAGGUAGCGUCGAUGGGUGCUAUUCGGCACCUCAACCUGGUUCGCCUGCAUGGAUUCUGUUCCGAAGGAACUCACCGGCUGCUUGUGUACGAGUACAUGCCGAAUGGCAGCGUGGAUGCCUGGUUGUUUGGGAAGAAGCAAGGGGAGAAGCUGUUGGAUUGGGAGCAGCGCCUCAACAUUGCUCUGGGCACAGCAAGAGCUCUGGCCUAUCUCCACGAGGAAUGUAGCGACCACAUCAUUCAUCUGGACGUGAAGCCCGAGAAUAUCCUUCUGGACCACCAAUUUUGCCCCAAGCUCUCAGAUUUUGGUCUCGCCAAGUUGAUGGACAGAGAACAAAGCAGAGUGGUUACAAGCAUGCGUGGAACCCCUGGUUACUUAGCGCCCGAGUGGUUACUCCCCCACGCGGCUGUGACGGCCAAAACGGAUGUGUACAGCUUCGGCAUGGUGCUGCUGGAGCUCAUCAGCGGGCGCGAGAACACGAACUUUUCACUGGGCAAAGAGCAGUGGUACUUCCCCGCGUGGGCUUCCAAGCUAGUGGGCGAAGGGCGUACCAUGGAGCUUCUCGACAAGCGGCUGCACGUCGAGGAGGUUGAAUACUUCCACAAGAAAGACGCAAUGCGAGCUAUUCACUGCGCGCUUUUGUGUAUUCAAGACGAUCCUUCUGCCCGCCCUCCCAUGAGCCGAGUAGUGCACAUGCUUCAAGGUCACGUUGAACCGGAGCCUCUGAACGCUCGCCAGUCCGCCAUCCAACCCCCUCGGCGCUUGCUGACCGCCUUCGCUGCGAGCAGGAGCGGCAUCGAGGCCGGAAACAUGCAGGGCCACGAACAGCCCCUGCAUCAACCUCCUCAACAUCAAACUGAUGGAAUCCACCAUCAUCAAGUCGUCGGCCCUGCAGUCAGCAACCGAAUUUCCGUGGCCGAAUCCCCCCGGGUGAAGGAAUCUCCGCGAGUCAUGAACCUAGCUUCCUCACCUCGAACCCUGCAGGAACUGGACUCCGACCGGGGUGACCACUUCGAUCGCAUGGAGCCCCUCCCGCCAGCGGUCCAAAUGCCGAAUCAAGCGCGAGGCAGCAAUGCGUCUCGAAUGGCUGGAGCUCAUUCCAUUUCCGGCAACCAGAAAUCCAUUCCCCCUUGGCCCGUCAAGGGCGACAUCAUCCUCACACGCUGCCCUCAAGGGGACCAACACUGUGUGGUCCGCGACGUCCGCGUUCAAGGGAAGCAAAUGCGGCUGGCGAUCCUCCAUAGACUGAGCUCCGAAACGCGAUGGAGCGUUCGCGAGGAGGAGCAAAACUGGCGUAACUGGAACGAGUCCGUCAAGACGCUGGACUUCUGGGUGGUGGUCCGCUGGUCGACGAUCCCCGGCCGAGGCUUCGAAAAAUACCCAGUCGAAUGGAUGACAAGAUGACCAAAUCGAUAGGGGUCUUGUAUCCCAUUUCUCAAGGUAGUGCUUGGCCUUGUGUUGCUUUGCCUCAAAUCCUCCCUACGACUUCUUCUUCGCAUCAUCCCCAUCUUCGCCUUCUUUCUACUAUUCUCCGCUGUCAAUUGGGACGGUUUUUGAGGCUUGCAGCAGCCAAAGUCACCAGCUUUCCACGCUCCGAUCCAUGUGGGUCCCCUCACAAUGCCUAGUUUUUCAGCAUUCGCGACGCUCAGACAAUGUAUCUCGGCAAUUCUUUCGUGAACCUGAGAAAAAGCGAUCAUCGUGUUGACAGGAAACUCACCACCAGAUGGAGUGAAGCUUUUUGUAGUCUUAUUAGAGAUAUCACAUCCUUUGCCCACUUUCGUUAGGUGCUGGUCUGUUUUUUCGAGAUCUAGCCUUCGAUCUCCUAGUGUUUUUUUUUUUUUGUUUGCUGUUGAUCUUGGAACGUAACGAUCCCAUUGUCGGCCGCUUGAGGCACCGUGUGUGCUGCUGUUUCCAUCGCAUCAAAACAGCCUCUGUAUCUCGUGCUGGUGCUUGUGAUCACGCCGUCUCGCUAUUUGGUUUCCGAAUCGAUUUUUGAAGCCCAGUGAUCCAACCUCGUUGCAGUGUCAAUCCGGUGAUGCACUCACACUUGUUUAGCGGUUCGUAACCUUCACUAGUGAUUGCCCCAUGCGUGGACACAUACACACACACACUCACACUUAUGAGCCAUUCCGGGGAUCGGACAAACUCAAUCAGAUGAUGAAACUAUUGUCACAAUUGGAUGUCAAUUAUAUAUGGAAUAUAUCAAUUUGCGGACUUCUUCUCAUUCGCAGUAAUCCGCUUUCAAGCUCAA
Messenger RNA from Physcomitrium patens, 4182 nucleotides. RefSeq lists its product as uncharacterized. Gene Ontology annotation, molecular function: ATP binding; protein kinase activity. Gene Ontology annotation, biological process: protein phosphorylation. The record is from RefSeq and is a predicted model, not a curated record. NCBI's taxonomy places the organism in Eukaryota, Viridiplantae, Streptophyta, Bryopsida, Funariales, Funariaceae.